Molecule: messenger RNA, 888 nt
Organism: Etheostoma cragini (Arkansas darter)
Lineage: Eukaryota; Metazoa; Chordata; Actinopteri; Perciformes; Percidae
Product: zinc finger protein 714-like
Exons: 1
Biological process (GO): regulation of transcription by RNA polymerase II; central nervous system development
Cellular component (GO): nucleus
Molecular function (GO): DNA-binding transcription factor activity, RNA polymerase II-specific; RNA polymerase II cis-regulatory region sequence-specific DNA binding
Source: RefSeq, a predicted model, not a curated record
UGUGGUAAAACCUUUUCUUGGACUGGUAGCCUAGUAAUCCACCGACGUGUUCACACCGGAGAGAAACCGUACCGUUGUGAUCAAUGUGGAAAAACCUUUACUAAUAAUAGUCACCUUAAAUCUCACCAACGUGUUCACACUGGAGAGAAGCCGUACAGCUGUGAUCUAUGUGGUGAAGCCUUUACUCAUAGUUAUGACUUUAAAAAACACCAGCUCGUUCACACUGGAGAGAAGCCGUACAGGUGUGAUCUAUGUGGUAAAACAUUUAUUUUGAGCGGUAACCUUAAAUCUCACCAGCGUGUUCACACUGGAGAGAAGCCAUUCUCGUGUGAACAAUGUGGGAAAACGUUUUCCGGGAGAAGUAGCCUUAAAUCUCACCAGCGUGUUCACACUGGAGAGAAGCCGUUCUCGUGUGAACAAUGUGGGAAAACGUUUUCUCUGAGUGGUCACCUUAAAUAUCACCGACGUGUUCACACUGGAGAGAAGCCGUUCUCGUGUGAACAAUGUGGGAAAACGUUUUCUCUGAGUGGUCACCUUAAAUAUCAUCGACGUGUUCACACUGGAGAGAAGCUGUUCUCGUGUGAACACUGUGGGAAAAUGUUUUCUCAGAGUGGUAACCUUAACUAUCACCUGCGCAUUCACACUGGAGAGAAGCCGAAAUAGUCUGAACAAGUACAAUAGCUUUAAACAGAGAUGGCAAAAGUACUCAGUUCCCGUACUCAAGUAGAUGUACAGAUAAUUGUGUUAACAAAUACUCUGGUAAAAGUAGAAGUGCUGAUUUAACUUCUUUACUCAAGUAAAAGUAACAAAGUAGAGGUUUUGAAAUUUACUUAAAGUAUAAAAGUAAAAGUAACCUUAGAAUGACAAAGACACCUGGACCAGACACGC